This is a messenger RNA of Dentiscutata heterogama, 266 nucleotides long. The record is from the annotation of a GenBank genome assembly. Lineage: Eukaryota; Fungi; Glomeromycota; Glomeromycetes; Diversisporales; Gigasporaceae.
UAUGCAUUAUCCGCGUGCAAUCUGGGACCAUAUUUCACCAACAAUCGACAAUCAUUUUACCACAUAAUUUAUCGAUAAGCAAUAAUUUCGAAACUCUUGAUCCUUCACGACUUGUGGAAGUAUCACAUGACAAAAUACCUACGCAAAGAAAAAUUACUUUCCCAGAAAAUAAAAAUGAUGACCUUUUUGAUAUCACUACGGACAUUUUUUGUGAAAUCGAUUCAGCUCUGUCUUACAGGCAACACACAAAUAGUUUUGAUGUCUAA